Adineta steineri is the source of this 294-nucleotide messenger RNA. The record is from the annotation of a GenBank genome assembly. Lineage: Eukaryota; Metazoa; Rotifera; Eurotatoria; Adinetida; Adinetidae.
AUGUAUAUAUUAGCGCAUCACCUGAUGGAUUUAUUUAGACAAAAGGUAUUCAACAGUGGUUUAUCUGAUACACAAACAGUUAUAUUAUAUUCUCCAAAUAAUGGUGGUCAAUAUAUUUUAUAUGGUCGAUUAAAUUCUGCUGUAUCAAAUACAAAUAUUUAUUGUCCUGGUGCUCUGCCUGUUUAUCGAAAAGUUGUUGUUAUUUUAUCUACUGAAAAUGUAGACGGUCCUUUUACUUUUCUAACAAGAGAUCCAUUUAUUUCACGUGGAAUUGGUGAAUGGUACUGGAAGUGA